AUGAAGAGCAAUAAGCAGCAUUUUCGUCAUAUAUUACUUUUUUACUAUAGAAGAGGUAAAAAUGCUGUUCAAGUUAGAAAGAAAUUAACCAAUGUGUAUGGAGAAGAUGUGUUGACAGUACAUGCACCAAGUUCUGAAAGGCCAGUUGAAGCUGAUAAAGACACGAUAAAGCCAUUAGUUGAUGCAAACCGGCAAAUAACAACACGUGAGAUCGGUGAGAGGUUGAAUUUAUCAAAUUCAACUGUUUAUGAUUACUUGAAAGGCCUGGGUUUAACCCCGAAGCUCGAUAUAUGGGUUCCCCAUGUUCUCACAGAGAGAAAUUUCUGUCGUCGCGUUGACGUCUGUGAUUCGCUUCUCAAACGUCAUGAGGAUGAUCCAUUUUUGAAGCGCAUCAUUACUGGGAACGAAAAAUGGGUCAUUUUACCGGAUAACACAACAAUUAAUUCGGAAGUCUACUGUCAUCAGCUGGACAAACUGAAUGAUGCACUUCAACAGAAAAGGACAGAAUUAAUCAACAGAAAAGGUGUAGUGUUCCACCAAGAUAAUGCGAGAUCUCAUACAAGUUUGGUCUCUCGCCAAAAAUUUUUACAGCUUGAAUGGGAUACAAUGCCACAUCCACCAUAUUCUCCAGAUCUGGCACCUUUGGAUUAUUAUUUGUUCCGAUCAUUGCAAAAUUUUUUAGACGGUGAAACCUUCACUUCAAAUGAGAAGGUCAAAAACCACCUCGAUUAG
Vespa velutina is the source of this 732-nucleotide messenger RNA. RefSeq names its product histone-lysine N-methyltransferase SETMAR-like. The transcript has 3 exons. Gene Ontology annotation, molecular function: nucleic acid binding. The record is from RefSeq and is a predicted model, not a curated record. The coding region runs from base 1 to 732 and encodes 243 amino acids. Lineage: Eukaryota; Metazoa; Arthropoda; Insecta; Hymenoptera; Vespidae.